AUGGACGACGGCGGCAAGGAGAGCGGCAGCUCCUCCGAGGCAGAGGGCACUGUCUCUGAGAGACCCUACGAAUGCGUUUGGGAAGACUGCACAAAGUCAUUCUCUCGCCGAUCGGAUCUGGCAAGACACCGCAGAAUUCACACUGGAGAAAGACCCUAUCAAUGCGACUGGGCUGGCUGUGGAAAGCAGUUUAUCCAGCGUUCGGCUUUGACGGUUCAUUACCGCACCCACACUGGAGAAAGACCCCAUGUGUGCGAGUACGAGUCCUGUCAAAAGUCCUUCAGCGAUUCCUCCUCGCUCGCUCGUCAUCGCAGGACGCACACUGGAAAGCGGCCUUAUGUAUGCGAACAUCCAGGCUGUGGCAAGACCUUCACCCGCCGCACAACUCUGACACGUCACCAGAAGGGACACGAGCCAGAUAUCAGGAGCUUUAUCAGGUAA
This is a messenger RNA of Gamsiella multidivaricata, 441 nucleotides long. RefSeq lists its product as uncharacterized. Gene Ontology annotation, molecular function: DNA-binding transcription factor activity, RNA polymerase II-specific; RNA polymerase II cis-regulatory region sequence-specific DNA binding. NCBI's taxonomy places the organism in Eukaryota, Fungi, Mortierellomycota, Mortierellomycetes, Mortierellales, Mortierellaceae. The record is from RefSeq and is a predicted model, not a curated record. Gene Ontology annotation, biological process: regulation of transcription by RNA polymerase II. The transcript is spliced from 3 exons. Bases 1 to 441 code for a protein of 146 amino acids. Gene Ontology annotation, cellular component: transcription regulator complex; PcG protein complex.